AUGGCUGCCGCCUGGCCCUGGCUGCUGCUGUGGCUGGGGGCGGCCGCCCUGCGCGCCCGCCCGGCCCCGCCGCGCAUCCGGCUGCCGCUGCGGGGCGGCGCGGCACUGCCGCCGGGCCCCCGGGCGCGCCGGGCGCCGGCGGAGGCCGAGCGGGGCGGCAGCUUCGUGGAGAUGAUCGACAACCUGCGCGGCAAGUCCGGGCAGGGCUACUACGUGGAGAUGACGGUGGGCAGCCCCCCGCAGAAGCUGAAUAUCCUGGUGGACACAGGGAGCAGUAACUUCGCUGUGGGAGCUGCGCCUCACCCCUUCCUCCGGAGAUACUACCAGCGGCAGCUGUCCAGCACCUACCGCGACCUGCGGAAGGGUGUGUAUGUGCCCUACACCCAGGGCAAAUGGGAAGGGGAACUGGGCACUGACCUUGUCACCAUCCCCCACGGCCCCAACGUCACUGUCAGAGCCAACAUCGCUGCCAUCACAGAGUCGGACAAAUUCUUCAUCAACGGCUCCAACUGGGAGGGCAUCCUGGGGCUGGCGUACGCCGAGAUCGCCCGGCCCGACGACAGCCUGGAGCCCUUCUUUGACUCGCUGGUGAAGCAGACCCGGGUGCCCAACAUCUUCUCCCUCCAGCUUUGCGGGGCAGGCUUCUCGCCCAACGAGACGGAGGCCGUGGCGGCGGUGGGGGGCAGCAUGAUCAUUGGUGGCAUCGACCGCUCCCUGUACGUGGGUGACAUCUGGUACACACCCAUCCGGAAGGAGUGGUACUACGAGGUCAUCAUCGUCAAGCUGGAGGUCAACGGGCAGGACCUCAACAUGGACUGCAAAGAGUACAACUACGACAAGAGUAUCGUGGACAGCGGGACCACCAACCUCCGGCUGCCAAAGAAGGUGUUUGAGGCUGCGGUGAAAUCCAUCAAAACAGCUUCUUCGACGGAGAAGUUCCCAGACGGCUUCUGGCUGGGGGAGCAGCUGGUUUGCUGGCAGGUCGGCACCACCCCCUGGCACAUCUUCCCGGUCCUGUCCCUCUACCUGAUGGGGGAGGCCACCAACCAGUCCUUCCGGAUCACCAUCCUGCCCCAGCAAUACCUGCGGCCGGUGGAGGACGUGGCCACCUCUCAGGACGACUGCUACAAGUUUGCCAUCUCCCAGUCCUCCACAGGCACCGUCAUGGGCGCCGUUAUCAUGGAGGGCUUCUACGUGGUCUUCGACCGUGCCCGCAAGCGCAUCGGCUUCGCCGUCAGCGCCUGCCACGUGCACGAUGAGUUUCGGACGGCCGCAGUGGAGGGGCCCUACCUGCACUCCAACAUGGAGGACUGCGGCUACAACAUCCCGCAGACGGACGAGUCCACCCUGAUGACCAUCGCCUAUGUCAUGGCAGCCAUCUGCGCCCUCUUCAUGCUGCCCCUCUGCCUCAUGGUGUUCCAGUGGCGCUGCUUCCACUGCCUGCGGCGGGACCACGACGACUUUGCCGACGACAUAUCCUUGCUGAAGUGACGGCGGAGCGUGGGGGCAGCCCCGGGGGCCGCAGGUGAGGCGGCAGGGCAGGGAGAGGUAGGUCCUUUCUGCGGGGGCUGGCGCGUGGA
Messenger RNA from Gavia stellata (red-throated loon), 1580 nucleotides. It is a transcript of the gene BACE1, whose product is annotated as beta-secretase 1. Gene Ontology annotation, cellular component: endosome; membrane; trans-Golgi network. Gene Ontology annotation, molecular function: aspartic-type endopeptidase activity. NCBI's taxonomy places the organism in Eukaryota, Metazoa, Chordata, Aves, Gaviiformes, Gaviidae. The record is from RefSeq and is a predicted model, not a curated record. Bases 1 to 1491 code for a protein of 496 amino acids. The transcript has 9 exons. Gene Ontology annotation, biological process: membrane protein ectodomain proteolysis; amyloid-beta metabolic process.